Molecule: messenger RNA, 1169 nt
Organism: Dendroctonus ponderosae (mountain pine beetle)
Lineage: Eukaryota; Metazoa; Arthropoda; Insecta; Coleoptera; Curculionidae
Product: enoyl-CoA delta isomerase 2
Exons: 2
Coding region: 192-941 (249 amino acids)
Source: RefSeq, a predicted model, not a curated record
GUCAUUCUUUUUACAUGAUGUGGACAUAACCUUAUUAAACGCUCAUAAACAAUUGUUUAUAUUGAGUACAUAAACAAUUCAUCUUAUCCAUAUAUGUUCAAUGGUUGUCAAAAAACUACUUAUCAGUAAUAAAUAAGUGUCUCCACUUUGCUGAACGUUUGCCAAAGAACGCAAUAACACUUUGAGAAGAAAUGGGAACAAAUUGUUUAUUAUUGUCGUUCCGAAAUGGUGUUCGGAAAAUUCUGUUCAACAGGCCCGAAAAACGGAAUGCUUUUAAUGGGGAAAUGUACAAAACAUUGACCAAUACGCUGAACGAUGAUGCUCAAAACGAUAAGAUUGUCGUCACUAUAUUAACUGGCGCUGGGGCAUAUUAUUCAAGUGGGACUGACUUGAACCCGACUGCAGCAAACGGAUCUUUGGAAGACUAUAUGAAGCUGGUGCAAGCAUUUAUUGAUUAUCCGAAACUGCUUAUAGCUGUAGUAAACGGACCUGCCAUUGGAAUAGCAGCAACUACAGCAGUUUUGUGUGAUAUAAUAUAUGCGUCUGAUACUGCUCACUUUGAGACCCCAUUUCUGCGGUUAGGAUUAUGUGCCGAAGGAGCCUCAAGCUACACAUUCCCUAGAACUUUAGGACGAAGCAGAGCUUCAGAGAUAUUAUUUCUAAGCAAGAAAAUGUCCGCAAAAGAGGCUUGCGAUGUGGGAUUGAUAUCCAGAGUUAUACCACAUAAUCAACUGGACAGUUUUAUCGACGGCCUUUAUGAGUAUGGGUCGUUGCCACUUAAUGCCGUAAAAAUCAAUAAGAAAUUGAUUAUGCAUGAACUGAAGGGCAUUUUAACUCGGGCAAACAUCAGGGAAUUUGAAUCAUUGGAAACAUGCAUUGGCUCUGAAGAAUUUGUCAAUGCUCUUAUGAGUUUUAUGCAAAAGAAGAAGAGUAAGUUGUAACUAUAUAUAGGUAUAAUUAGGUCUUGUAUGUUACAACAUGGAAACAAAACCGCCUUGUCCAUUUCUUAAUGUGUUUAACCUCAUAUUAUAUAUCAUUAUGAUCUACAUUGAUCAAUAUUAAAUGCAUUAUUUGAAUAAAUAGAUGAAUUUCAGUGGUAUCUUCACGCGACCGGAAGGACUUAAAUACAUAUUUGUUAACUGAAAUAAAAUACAUAAUAGAGGCAUAAA